CGUCACUAGUUUUUCCAGCCUUUCACUUCAUGAAUAGUAAUUUGUUAUUAUUAUACUUAUGCCUUGAUGAUUGCGACAGUCUGCUGAAAAGUGUGCGUUUGGUGAACAAUUUACCGUGUAUCCUACCCCUUCACCUGCGCACGUUAGUGAGGGCCGGCGUGACGGCCAGGUACGGAAGCCCAGAGGGUUCCGCCCACCGCCACGGGGCCCGCCCCUCCGCCUCUCAACCCGCAGGUUGCCCAGCCCGCGGCGCCGCCGGGCUCCUCCUCCUCCCUUCCGCCCCGCCGGCCGCGGGCGCGGGGGACGUCAGCGCUGCCAGCGUGGAAACAGCGGCGGGGCGCGAGAGGAGGAAGUAGCGCCCGGGACCGCCGGGCCACCAUCGGCCGCCUCAGCCAUGGACGCGUCCCUGGAGAAGAUAGCAGACCCCAUGCUAGCUGAAAUGGGAAAAAACUUGAAGGAGGCAAUGAAGAUGUUGGAGGACAGUCAGAGAAGAACAGAAGAGGAAAAUGGAAAGAAGCUCGUGUCAGGGGAUAUUCCAGGGCCACUCCAGGGCAGUGGACAGGAUAUGGUGAGCAUCCUCCAGCUGGUUCAGAAUCUGAUGCAUGGAGAUGAAGACGAGGAGCCCCAGAGCCCCAGAAUCCAAAAUAUUGGAGAACAAGGUCAUAUGGCUUUGUUGGGACAUAGUCUUGGAGCUUAUAUUUCAACUCUGGACAAGGAGAAGCUGAGAAAACUUACAACUAGGAUACUUUCAGAUACCACCUUAUGGCUGUGCAGAAUUUUCAGAUAUGAAAAUGGCUGUGCUUAUUUCCACGAAGAGGAAAGAGAAGGACUUGCAAAGAUAUGCAGGCUUGCCAUUCAUUCUCGAUAUGAAGACUUCGUAGUGGAUGGGUUCAAUGUGUUAUAUAACAAAAAGCCUGUCAUAUAUCUUAGUGCUGCUGCUAGACCUGGCCUGGGCCAAUACCUUUGUAAUCAGCUCGGCUUGCCCUUCCCCUGCCUGUGCCGUGUACCCUGUAACACUAUGUUUGGAUCCCAGCAUCAGAUGGAUGUUGCCUUCCUGGAGAAACUGAUUAAAGAUGAUGUAGAGCGAGGAAGACUGCCCCUGUUGCUUGUUGCAAAUGCGGGAACUGCAGCAGUAGGACACACAGACAAGAUCGGGCGAUUGAAGGAACUCUGUGAGCAGUAUGGCAUAUGGCUUCACGUGGAGGGCGUGAAUCUGGCAACAUUGGCUCUAGGUUACGUCUCCUCAUCAGUGCUGGCUGCAACCAAAUGUGAUAGCAUGACGAUGACUCCAGGUCCGUGGCUGGGUUUGCCAGCUGUUCCUGCGGUGACACUGUAUAAACACGACGACCCCGCCUUGACUUUAGUUGCUGGUCUUACAUCAAAUAAGCCCGCAGACAAACUCCGUGCCCUGCCUCUGUGGUUGUCUUUACAAUACUUGGGACUUGAUGGGAUUGUGGAGAGGAUCAAGCAUGCCUGUCAACUGAGUCAACGGUUGCAGGAAAGUUUGAAGAAAGUGAACUACAUCAAGAUCUUGGUAGAAGAUGAGCUCAGCUCCCCAGUGGUGGUAUUCAGAUUUUUCCAGGAAUUACCAGGCUCAGAUCCGGUGUUUAAAGCUGUCCCAGCGCCCAACAUGACACCUUCAGCAGUCGGCCGGGAGAGGCACUCGUGUGACGCACUGAAUCGCUGGCUAGGAGAACAGCUGAAGCAGCUGGUGCCUGCAAGUGGCCUCACAGUCAUGGAUCUGGAAGCUGACGGCACAUGUGUGCGGUUCAGCCCUUUGAUGACAGCAGCAGUUUUAGGAACUCGGGGAGAGGAUGUGGAUCAGCUUGUGGCCUGCAUACAAAGCAAGCUGCCAGUGCUGAGCUGCACGCUCCAGUUGCGCGAAGAGUUCAAGCAGGAGGUGGAAGGAACGGCAGGUCUCCUAUACGUUGAUGACCCUAACUGGCCUGGAAUAGGGGUUGUCAGGUAUGAACAUGCUAAUGAUGAUAAGAGCACUUUGAAAUCAGAUCCUGAGGGGGAAAAAAUCCAUGCUGGACUCCUGAAAAAGUUAAAUGAGCUGGAAUCUGACCUAACAUUUAAAAUAGGCCCUGAGUAUAAGAGCAUGAAGAGCUGCCUGUACGUGGGCAUGGCGAGCGACGACAUUGACGUUGCGGAGCUCGUGGAGACCAUUGCGGCCACAGCCCGGGAGAUAGAGGAGAACUCGAGGCUUCUGGAAAACAUGACAGAAGUGGUUCGGAAAGGCAUUCAGGAAGCUCAGGUCGAGCUGCAGAAGGCAAAUGAGGAACGGCUUCUGGAAGAGGGGGUGUUGCGGCAGAUCCCCGUCGUGGGCUCCGUGCUGAAUUGGUUUUCUCCAGUCCAGGCUUUACAGAAGGGAAGAACUUUUAACUUGACAGCAGGCUGUCUGGAGUCCACAGAACCUAUAUAUGUCUACAAAGCACAAGGUGCAGGAGUCACCCCACCUCCGACGCCCUCGGGCACUCGUACCAAGCAGAGACUUCCAGGCCAGAAGCCUUUUAAAAGGUCCCUGCGAGGUUCAGAUGCUUUGAGUGAGACCAGCUCAGUCAGUCACAUUGAAGACUUAGAAAAGGUGGAGCACCUGUCUGGCGGGCCGGAGCAGAUGACCCUUGAGGCCAGCAGCACUGAGGGACACCCAGGGGCUCCCAGUCCUCGGCACGCUGACCAGACCGAGGCCCUCAAGAAGGGGGCCCUGCGCCCAGAAGUUGACCACCCACAGGAGUCCUGGGGCUGUCAAGCAGGGAGGAUGGUUCUAAGUUUUCUUCAGCCUGAUAGUUUCACACUUUGGACAACUUCGGUUCUCGAGCAAAACUUUCCUCGGUUCCGGAGGUAUAAAAAAAUUCCAGUGCCUGUCUCCCUCCCCCAGAGCACUGGCAGAAGACAAGCACACCUGCCUGACGUGCUGGGGAGAGAAGGAAACAGAGGCCAGGUGCUCCCCAGCUCCUGGGAAGGAUGGGCCUGGCCUAUACUAUUUGCUACCACACUGCUUCUUCAAAGUCUUAAGACAUGAACAUUAUCUCCAUUUUGUAGGUAAAGCUUACAGAAGUUAAGCUACUUGCCCAAGGUCUCACAGCAGAUGUUCAGCGGAGCUGGGAUCUGAACCCAAGGCUGUCCCAUCCUGACAGCAGUGGUUUGCUGAAUUAGCUUUAACCGCACAUGUGCCAAGCCUCCAACCCACAAAGAUGCACACUACUUACCAAUGCCAUAUAUUAUUGGAAAGUGGUUUUCGUUUUCUUCCCGGUCAUUUAAUUCUACAAAAUAAAAACGUUUAAGAUACUUUUUAAACAAAUACCAAACAAUUAUUUUUAUUUUGUAUGAUAAAGGCCAAGGAGGAACCCCUCACUGCAGAAAGGGAGGAAAAUCCCAGAAACUGAAAGGGACUGUGACCCUGUUUCCCUGCCCUACCCCAAGGCGGGUGGGUUUAUACUGAACAAACUGGCAUAUGCAGAAGAGGUCCCUAAUCCCACCCCACCUUCUCCAUGCACCCCAUCUGCCACACAGGUGGCAGCUGUGAGAUCCAGUGCCCUCCUUCCUGGGAGACGAGGCACACUUGAGGGGGCUGCAUUGGAACUGACACCGGGCACCGUGGCAAUGGCCAUCCCACCACAGCAAGAGCUGGAACAGACGCCGGCCAAGCAGUGACAGCAGUAUGUGCCGGUGCUUGGUCCCGCUGCAAGGCUGGGGGCAAAAUGGUCCUGAAAUGCACAGCUUCGCUUUGGGACAAAUAGCAGAACUUACCUGUCACACAUAAUGUCACUAAGUGAAUGUCAUCUUCUUGCCUGUCAAAUUCACCUACGAUGAGAAUUUUAAGACUGGUUAUCAGAAAAGCUCCUCUAGUUACCAGAACAAACUGCUGAGCAAGCCAAGGACAAGGAGGGACAGCAGCCAGCUGAGUGUGCUUUGCCCCACACCCUCUUGCCCACGCCCAAGCAGCCACAGCCCAGCCUCUGGGGCCAGACCCGAGGGAGCUGACGCUGCAGAACCCUGACCGCCACAAGACGGCCACAUUCAGCCUCAGGCCCCAAGGAGCUGGGGCUGAGCCUUCCCAUUUUUCUCUUCAUUCUGAGAGUUUUGCAGGGACCCAUGGAUUCAUAGAUUUUUACUUUUCUCCUAAGUAACCUGUUUUCCUGAUUAUCGGAGUUGUAAAAACAAAAAUCUGGCCUCUGUAACAGAUUUGAAAAGUACAGGAAAGCAUAAGUCAGUUUUCAACAUCCGUAAUCCUAGCACUGUUAAUUUUCUUCCAUAUUUUUCCGUGCUCAGCAGAGCUGACCACAGAGACAAUGUUACAUCCAAAUUUUU
Sapajus apella (tufted capuchin) is the source of this 4314-nucleotide messenger RNA. It is a transcript of the gene PDXDC1, whose product is annotated as pyridoxal dependent decarboxylase domain containing 1. Bases 395 to 3025 code for a protein of 876 amino acids. The transcript is spliced from 24 exons. Gene Ontology annotation, molecular function: pyridoxal phosphate binding; carbon-carbon lyase activity. Lineage: Eukaryota; Metazoa; Chordata; Mammalia; Primates; Cebidae. Gene Ontology annotation, cellular component: intracellular membrane-bounded organelle. Gene Ontology annotation, biological process: carboxylic acid metabolic process. The record is from RefSeq and is a predicted model, not a curated record.